Sorex fumeus (smoky shrew) is the source of this 2856-nucleotide messenger RNA. RefSeq names its product prune exopolyphosphatase 1 (gene PRUNE1). The transcript has 8 exons. Lineage: Eukaryota; Metazoa; Chordata; Mammalia; Eulipotyphla; Soricidae. The record is from RefSeq and is a predicted model, not a curated record. Bases 39 to 1382 code for a protein of 447 amino acids. Gene Ontology annotation, molecular function: exopolyphosphatase activity. Gene Ontology annotation, cellular component: cytoplasm.
UACACCCCGAGGGGCGGCGGCGCAGCUCAGACCUCAGCAUGGAGCACUACCUGCGGGGAUGCCGGGCGGCGCUGCAGGAGUCCCGGCCGCUGCACGUCGUGAUGGGAAACGAAGCCUGCGACCUGGACUCGACAGUGUCAGCCCUGGCCCUGGCUUUUUACCUGGCAAAGACAACGGAGACUGAGGAAAUCUUUGUGCCUGUUUUAAAUAUACAACGUUCCGAGCUGCCGCUGCGGGCCGACAUCGUGUUCUUCCUUCAGAAGGUGAACAUUCCAGAAUCCCUCUUGAUUUUCCGGGACGAGGCUGACUUGCAUGCUUUGCACCAGGCCGGCCAGCUCACCCUCACCCUUGUCGACCAUCACGUUUUACCCAAAGCUGACGCAGCCCUGGAGGAGGCGGUGGCAGAGGUGCUGGACCACCGGCCUGUGGAGCAGAAGCAGCGCGCGCCCUACCGAGUGUGUGUAGAGCUGGUGGGCUCCUGUGCGACCCUGGUGACCGAGCGGAUCCUGCAGGGGGCGCCAGAGAUCCUGGACUGGCCGACUGCAGCUCUUCUGCACGGAACAAUCAUCCUGGACUGUGUCAACAUGGACCCCAAAAUGGGAAAGGCAACCCCGAAAGACAGCACAUACGUGGAGAAGCUGGAGCGCCUCUUCCCAGAUCUGCCCAAGAGGAAAGACAUCUUUGAUUUUCUACAAAAGGCAAAAUUUGAUGUGUCAGGACUGACCACUGAGCAGAUGCUGAGGAAGGACCAGAAGACCAUCUUCAGGCAGGGCAUCAAGGUGGCCAUCAGUGUCAUCUACAUGGAUCUGAAGGCCUUCCUGCAGAGGUCUGGCCUCAUGGCCGAGCUCCACGCUUUCUGCCAGGCCCAUGGCUAUGACGCCCUGAUCGCCAUGACCAUCUGUUACACACCGCACAGCGAGCCAGAGCGCCAGCUGGCCGUUUUCUGUCCUCCUGCGGCUCUGCAAGCAACAAUCUGCAGGGUGCUGGAGUGCUCACAGGCGCCAUCCCUGAGGCUCACCCCUCUCCCCAGCACCCACCCACACCUCCAGGCUUAUCUUCAGGGAAAUGCCCAAGCCUCUCGCAAGAAGGUCCUGCCUCUGCUCCAGGAAGCCUUGUCAGCACAUUCUGACUCUGUGAAUAUCCCUUGCUGGCAGCCGGAGGUGGGAGGCGUGUCCAGGGAGCACAUGGACAAGGAACUGGACAGGGCAGGGCACCCCCUGGCCCCGGGGCUGAGUCAGGAUGAUGAGGAGCCCUCCCUGCCCCCCACGCCCAUGAACAGCUUGGUGGACGAGUGCCCACUGGAUCAGGGGCUGCUGAAGCUCUCGGCCGAUGCCAUCUUUGAGAAAUGCUGCCAGAUCUCCCUCUCCCAGGCCAAGAAGUGACCACCACGGGCCGAGCAGAGGGCCAGGCAUGCGCCCGGAAUGCAUGCGUCGAGCGUGCUGGGAGCCGGUGUUCUGAUCUCGUCACACUGGCUGGAGGAGGCCCCCUCCUCCCUCCCCCCCAGCCACACUCGGUGUUUAAUUUAUUUCCUUUAAUCAACACUGACUUUCCUCUCUUUCCUUUGCUUGGGGCGCAAGGUCAGGCCUGCACAGUCCCAGCAGAGCUGCACAAAAGAUGAAUGUGUACCCAUAGGGUCCUCAGACCCUUAACACAAUCACUGUCCGUCUUGGAGCCGUGAUUCGCCGUCUCGGAGUCAUUCUCUGGUCAGUCAGAAGGACUGGGAGCCGGAGAGGGCAGAGAAUGGGCUUUGGGAACACGGAUUUGCAACUGCCCCAGUGCCAGGACGCCUCCUGCACUCCCCAAGACCUUACUCUGCCGGCUCCGUUUCUACUCUGGGUGGGGGCAUGCCCCGCUCACGUUGGGAGCAGGUUUGAGACCGUGUUCCUUGGUCCUCCCCUGCUGGCCUGCCUGCCUCUCCAUUGCCAUGCUUCUGACCCCGGGAGGCUCCUGCAGGAGCCAGGAGCACUGGUUUGUGAGUUUGGGAACCUCCAUAAGCCCCACCACCUGGUGGGAAUGAGUCCCGGAAGCUGCAGAUCUCUGGGAGAGCCCAGACUGCCUCGCAGGCCCGGGCCUUCCCCUUCCAUCCCCUUCUCUUCCUGCUCCUCCUCUGAAAGGCAGGUAGAGUUCUCACCCAGGGACCUGAGUGAUGGGACAGGGGGAAGCUGAUGGCCUUGCACGCGGCCGACCCAGGUUCCAGGGUCCAUCCCCAGCACCCCUGGGCAUAGGAACCAGGAGCAGAUCCUGAGCACCGAAAGGUGUGGUCCGAAAAAAAACAAAAACCAGUUCUCCUCAGGCAGCCCUGACUGUCGUCUGGCAAGACGCUUCCCGUUGCUCGUUUCCCGCCUGGGAAGUCAAGAACCUGGGUUGUCUCUGGGAUUCUGUGGUCUGCCCCUUGCUCCCACUUCUCUGCUACUGGUUUUUGUUGUUGUUGAUUCUGUUUUCCCCGGAAUGUGCAGGGUCACUGGAUCGUCCAUGUUUCUGUGUGAUUGUACCGAGGGACCCCGCUGAUGUCGCAUGUACAGGGUAUAAUGAUCCAUGCUCGAGGGACCCGCCUGGUUCUCCCCUUGACAUGUUCUGCAUGUGUCCACUCCCUCCCCACCACCCGCCUCUCCGUGUGUGUCCCCCCUGCCCCAUGCCCUGUGAGUGCCAGCAGUGGCCCCGAGCAGUAGGUCUGUGAUGGUUUGGGCAUGUCCAGUGUGAAGGGGCUAGUUUGACUUCGCUUUGAGGGAAUGACGUGAUAGACAUUAGAGGAUAAAAAUAGCGUGAUUACUGAACCAAAGGAAUUUAUGUUUUGUAACUUGGGUACUUUGUUUUGCAUUUUGUUAAGGUAUUAAAUACUUUUUCUUCCUGUCCAGA